CGGGAGUGGGACCGGGAGCGGCGGGUCCUGAGGGGCGGGAGCGGCUGCGGCGGGGCAGUACCGUGCGAAGGCAGGGGGCGGCAGCGGCAGCGGUAGAAUGUCGGCGGCGGGCGGUGGUCCCUGCGGUCCGGGCGCGGCCGGGCCGGCGCCGGGUGGCGGCGGCGUGUCCAUGUUCCGCUGGCUGGAGGUGCUGGAGAAGGAGUUCGACAAGGCGUUCGUGGACGUGGACCUGCUGCUGGGCGAGAUCGACCCCGACCAGGCCGACAUCACGUACGAGGGGCGGCAGAAGAUGACGAGCCUGAGCUCGUGUUUCGCGCAGCUCUGCCACAAGGCUCAGACCGUGUCCCAGAUCAACCACAAGCUGGAGGCACAGUUAGUUGAUCUGAAGUCUGAACUGACAGAAACGCAGGCGGAGAAAGCAGUGUUGGAAAAGGAAGUGCAUGAUCAGCUUUUGCAACUCCAUGCUGUUCAGCUUCAGCUACAUGCCAAGACUGGUCAGAAUGUUGAUUCUGGGGCUAUUAAGGCAAAACUGUCUGUCCUUUCUGUGGAUGAAAUGGAGAGAGAACUUGAAGCUAACAAGAAAGAAAAAGUGAAAGAAGCUCAGCUGGAAGCUGAGGUGAAGUUGCUGAGGAAGGAGAAUGAAGCCCUUCGUAGACACAUAGCAGUGCUCCAGGCUGAGGUUUAUGGAGCAAGACUAGCAGCCAAGUAUUUAGAUAAGGAGCUAGCUGGAAGGGUCCAGCAGAUUCAGUUACUGGGCCGAGAUAUGAAAGGACCCGCUCAUGACAAGCUGUGGAAUCAGCUUGAAGCAGAAAUACACCUUCACCGUCACAAAACUGUUAUUAGAGCGUGUCGAGGUCGGAAUGAUCUGAAACGACCAAUGCAAGCACCACCAGGUCAUGAUCCUGAUGCCUUAAAGAAGAGUCAAGGUGUUGGUCCGAUCAGAAAAGUUUUGCUAGUUAAAGAAGACCAUGAAGGCUUAGGAAUUUCAAUCACAGGUGGGAAGGAGCAUGGUGUUCCAAUACUGAUCUCCGAAAUCCAUCCUGGGCAACCUGCUGAUCGAUGUGGAGGACUGCAUGUUGGUGAUGCUAUUCUGGCAGUAAAUGGAGUUAAUCUAAGAGAUGCCAAACAUAAAGAAGCUGUAAAUAUUCUUUCCCAACAGAGAGGUGAAAUUGAAUUUGAAGUAGUGUAUGUUGCUCCAGAAGUUGAUUCGGAUGAUGAAAAUGUGGAAUAUGAGGAUGAGAGUGGACACCGUUAUCGUUUAUACCUUGAUGAACUGGAGGAAGGUGCAAAUUCAGGUUCUAAUAGGAAAGAUGCAAAUGUGGAUGUCAAACCUUCACAAGUGUUUGAUAAGAAGCCAAAUAUUGAUGGACAUGAGAAUGGAGACCUGGGGAAUUCAGUUGAAGGUUCAUUAGAAGACACUGCACCCAAAUUAGCUCAUUCUGCUGAGUCUUUAUCCUAAAAACAAUCAAUCAAACAAAAAAAUCAACUGGACAAAUCCCAUCUUUGGGAGCAAUUGAUAAUCAAUACUGACUGCUUAAAGUUGCAUAUACUAGAGUAGGUUGUAAAAGGAUGAUUAAACGUCAAGAGAACUGUAUUACUGUUGCCUGGAAAAAAGGCGGUUACCUCAGGGCUUCAUUGUGAGCAAUUCUAAAUGUGGAAAACUGUCUUUUGCGUGACACACAGUAGUUACCUAACACAUGGCAUGUGAAAUGGAUUCCUUUUAAUAAUAAAAGAGUAAUCCACCAAAGUGUGGGAUUUCUAAAAUUAAUAACCUCAAUACACUCCACUUUUAGUCUCAUUGAUUGUCCCUAAGGAAGUAGAAUAGUAUGUGGCCAGCUUCAUUUUGACCCUUUGAUGUUUUAAAGGGACAACUGAUGUUAAGUUUGGUGCUUAAACCGUAGAAGGAUGAUGGGGGCAGAUCAGAGCUUUUAUUGGAGCAAAGACUAUCAAAACCCAAAUAGGUAGUGGGUUACUUGCUAAUCAUGAUCUUUCAGCCCAUGAUAAUUUUAUGAGUGAGAUUUUUGGAAUUGUUGUUUUAAUUUAAAUUCACCACCAUAUUACAGGGUUCUAAAGGUGAAAUUAGUUUAAAAAUUACUCACAAUUAUGUGGGCCCUUUGGUAUUUUUUUUCUGAGCAUCGUCAAUGUAGUGUUUGGUUUUGAAUGGAUAUGGUUACUGCUAAUGGAGUUGGUCAUUAUUAGCUUUACCUUAUGAAAUGCUCAGUGCUUUUGAUGGGUACUGAACAUAUUAAUUCCACAUUAAAAUAAUCCUUAAAGAAGUGGAAGUUGAGUGCACAGUACUUUACAGAAGGUGCUCAGAAUGAUACUGUGUCUGGCCCUAUCCGUGUCCUAUUAACUUAAAAUUGUCUUACUGUUGAAACAAAAUGUUACUGCCUUUGUGAGAGCAGCAUAUCUUAAAAUUGUUUUUGAUUGGUGUACAUCUAAAGGCCCAUGACAGGGCUGCAGACAGCAAUGUUGAGGACAGUGUCUUGACCAGUUUCUCAUACUCCAUUUGUAGAUCUGUUGGUGAAGUGCAGAACACUCCACAAACAAGCUCUACAUUGUCAACGCACUUAUUAUUUCAGCAUGCAGUGCUGUGUUUCCUGCCCAUUUCUCUGUGGGCUGUUGAACUGUAAUGUGAAAAGAUUUUGUACAUUGAAAGAGGAACUAACGUGAAAAGACAUCUUUGCAAGUGUUACUGUGUAGGAUGUACAUACAUAAGAAAAAAACUCAAAGGCCUUUAGAGUAACAUCAACUAAUCUUAUGUUCUAAAUUGUGAUGUAGAACACAGUUACUUUGUCUCUCCUAGGAGCACUAUAUAUAUAUAUAUGUUUAUAGAAAAAGCCUAAAAAUGUAUAUACUUUAUUAAAAGAUUUUGCUAUUUAUAAAUCCCUUAACUUCGCUAUUUACACGAUAGUUUUGUGUGUGUAUACGUGCGUGCAUCAUUUCCACUUACUCAGUGGAAUAACAUUAUUUGGUUCAUUUUUUAUAAUAGUCUUUGUCAUACAGCAUACUGUUGAAGGUUUUUAAAAUAGUCAAGGCUGUACAGUUUUCACUGAACAGAAACUAGUAUUUAAAAAUAAAGUUGUGUGAAGAAGAAACAGGUCCCCAGGCAUGUUUCUUUUUUUGAAGCUUCAAAAACUUGAGGACAUGUUGGCUGUGUGUUAGCAGAUGAAUCCACUGCCAGAACUUUGCAUUCAAAUUUGUGUUUUUCCCACAGCUACUCAAGCAGAGUGCAUUCUGAAACUGUAUGUAGCCUGGAACACUCAAUGUCCUCUCUGUCAGGAGGGAUAGUUCAAAGCUAAGUAGUGGUCAUUUUGUCCUUGAAAAUCAUGGCUUUAUGGAAUCUUGCUGCAAUUCUUAGAAAUUAGGCUUGUCCAACCAGUCGUGUAACUUUUUAAAAAGGCAGUAAGUUUGCCUGUACGGUUUCCUUUUAUUUGAGGGAAAAGUGAAAUUUUUAAUUUAUUUGUUCUUCCUUACUUCUUGGCACACCUGUUUUCUGUUUAAUGCAUUUGAUCAGUUUUAGCCUGAAGUGGGGGAAUGUUUCUAGAGUUAUUUUCUUAACAUUUCUUGUCCACCAGUUUUACAUGAUGUCGUAUUCUCUUCUUCAUCUGCUAGACCCUUUUCUCUGCUCUUACCUUGUCUGUUUUUGACUAUAUAUGAGAACUAAAGGAACAUGACUAGGAGUAGAUGAAUCAGGUAGCAAUAAAUUAUCAUCAGAUUUCCUUCCCGACAGUUUUUAUAAUUUUGUUUAGAAAGUCUUGAAUGGGAGGAUUUUGCUCAGACGCUACAGUCUGUGUCCAUGUACUCUGUACUUCCUACCAGCUGAUUUAACAUGCUGGUUUAUUUGUAAUCAUACUGAGAUGCUUAGAGAUUAAUAUUUAAACUGAGAAAAGUUUUGCAAGUUGAGAUUUCCAGAUUCAGUAGACAAAUACGUGUUCUUCCCUUUGUCAGUAACUGGAAGACUCAGUCCUGCUGAUUCCCAGGGGUUGAAUGAGUUAGACUUGGAAGAAUUCCUGAGGGAAGUCAGUGUUCAGACAUCAUUUUUAUUUUUAAAGUGUAAAAUGGUUUACUUGUGUGUGCAUAUAUAUUUUUACUUAAAAAAAUAAAAUAAUAUUCUAAAGAUAAUUUUGCAAUUCUUUUUUUUAGUAGAUAAUUCCUUGCCUAUUAAAAUUUUCAGCGAGACAAUUGUGUUCUAAGCUAAAGGUGGACAGUGUUGGCAUCUGGGACCAUUGUUAAUUAAAAGCAUGUAAGAUAAGGAAAAUGCUUUAUGGCAAUAAAUUUAAGUCUGAUCAAAGGCUGUACAUAGUAUUUCCUUUGUAGAAGUGUGUUCUUGGCAGUGAAGAUAGUUUGUAUCUGUCUCACUAUAUUUUAAUCCACAGUUGUAUCAGACAAGAUUAAGGUAUUUAUUGUAUUUGUCCAAACUUAAUUACAUCAUGGGUUACUCUCAUUUCUGUAACAGAUACAACAUUUUGCAAAAAAUGUAUACAUCUCGUUGAGCUGAAUAUAAUAUAUAUUUUUAUUAGCCUGCAAAUAAAUAUACUCUUCUGCA
Molecule: messenger RNA, 4549 nt
Organism: Pipra filicauda (Wire-tailed manakin)
Lineage: Eukaryota; Metazoa; Chordata; Aves; Passeriformes; Pipridae
Gene: GOPC
Product: golgi associated PDZ and coiled-coil motif containing
Exons: 9
Coding region: 98-1459 (453 amino acids)
Biological process (GO): negative regulation of protein localization to cell surface
Cellular component (GO): Golgi apparatus; membrane; trans-Golgi network transport vesicle
Molecular function (GO): transmembrane transporter binding
Source: RefSeq, a predicted model, not a curated record